CUGCGAAUAUCAUCACGAGAUUUUGUACCGAAAAAGGUAGCUGCCACUGAUACUGGAACUUCCCACGAGAUUGUUCACGGGGCAUGAUCUCUGCUCCUUCAGCCGGCGACCGGUCGAACGGGUUAAACAAGACGGGAGCUCAAUUGCAAAUGCAAACAUGAGAGCAUCCCCGUCCAGAGCCGCGCCGGCGACGUCCGGCAGCAGCGGGAAGCAGAAACAUUCGCAAUCGAACUCGAACGGCACCCAGUCAACGAAAACGCCCACCCCACUCAGCUCGCUCAAGAGUCCACCUCUCGAUUUAUCUUCGGUUGAGCGACGCGGUCAGCCAACAGCGUGUCCCGAACCUGUCAAGAAAAAGAACCGGCCCCAUGGCCUCCAGGAAGCACCCACUUAUCGUCCGACUGAGGAGGAGUGGAAGGAGCCAUUCCAGUACAUCAGGAAAAUUGCGCCCGAGGCGCGGCAAUAUGGCAUCUGCAAGAUCAUCCCCCCGGAGUCUUGGAACCCGGAUUUUGCCAUUGAUACUGAGAGGUUCCAUUUUCGAACGCGCAAACAAGAAUUAAACUCUGUCGAAGGCAGCACGCGCGCGAACCUGUCCUAUCUCGACGCCCUUGCAAAGUUUCAUAAGCAGCAAGGCACGAACAUGACCCGAUGGCCUUAUGUUGAUAAGAAGCCUCUCGAUCUUUACCGCCUGAAGAAGGCGGUUGAGGCCCGGGGAGGCUUUGAAAAGGUCUGCAAGCUCAAGAAAUGGGCCGAGAUCGGCCGGGAUCUGGGCUAUAGCGGCAAGAUCAUGUCCUCCUUGUCGACGUCGUUAAAGAACUCGUAUCAGAAGUGGCUCUGCCCCUACGAGGAGUAUCUGCGGAUUGCCAAACCAGGGGUUCACCAACAGCUCGAGCUCGAAUACGGCGGCCCCCUUACUCCGAGCCCCGCUCCGAGCCCAAUGAAGCGUUCCAACGUGCCCACGCCUGCUACCGCUGGAUCAGACUCUCCCGCGAAGCAUGCGACAAAUACGCUACGGGCAUCCAUUGACGGACAGACGAACAAUGCCGAUGCGGACACCUCAAUGUCGGAUGCUCCAGCGCUAGGCACCCCCAAGUCAACGGCCGGCUUCACUCCCGUAAACUUAGGCGGCUUCACCUCGGUGAAUUCGGGCUUUACGAGCGUGAAUCGACCGAUAGCUGCCCCUUCUGAUGGCAAGGGUUCUGCAACACCCAGACCCAACGGCACGCCCGCUUCGUCGACGAAAAAUACUCCAGAGUUCCGCUCGUCGGCACCAGGUUCUUCAAACCUCAAGCGGCAAAUGAGCGACGAUAGCUCGGAUUUGGCCAAGAAGGAUCCGGCCGACGGUGAGGAUGGUGAAUCCGGGAGCCGCAGAAGCAAACGACUCAAGAAAAAUACGGUUCCAACCGUUGCCGGCUCGCACAUGUCUCUCUUCCGCUCUGCCCCCCCUAGAAUACCUCGGGAUGAAUCUGGAAUACCUGGAGAAAGAUGCGAGCAAUGCGGCAAAGGCAACGAAGAGGGCAGCUUCCUUCUUACCUGCGAAUCAUGCGAUCAUCGCUAUCAUGGCACUUGCCUUGAUCCGCCCCUUAAAGUGAAGCCCGAAACCGAAUGGAACUGUCCACGGUGCCUGGUCGGCGACGGCCAAUUUGGGUUUGAGGAGGGCGGCUUAUACUCGCUCAAACAAUUCCAGGAGAAGGCCGCCGAGUUCAAGCAGCAGUACUUCGCAAACAAGAUGCCCUUUGACCCUGUCCUCAAUUGCCAUCGACCAGUCACAGAAGACGACGUGGAGCAUGAGUUCUGGCGGCUGGUGGCCGACAUCGAGGAAACCGUCACGGUGGAGUAUGGGGCUGACAUUCACUGCACCACCCACGGCUCCGGGUUUCCGACCAUUGAGAAGUUCCCCGACAACCCUUACUCAACCGACCCCUGGAAUCUCAACUUGCUCCCACUGCACCCGGAAAGCCUGUUCAGGCACAUCAAGUCCGAUAUCUCGGGUAUGACUGUUCCUUGGGUCUAUGUCGGCAUGACUUUCUCGACAUUUUGCUGGCACAACGAGGAUCAUUAUUCGUAUUCGGCGAAUUAUCAGCACUUCGGCGCUACCAAAACCUGGUAUGGCAUCCCCGGCGAUGACGCCGAGAAGUUUGAAAACGCCAUGCGGGAAGCGGUCCCCGAGUUAUUCGAGACACAGCCGGACCUGCUUUUCCAACUGGUCACUCUUCUCACCCCCGAGCAGCUGCGAAAAGCUGGCGUUCGUGUCUACGCCCUUGAUCAGCGGGCAGGGCAAUUUGUCAUUACAUUUCCACAGGCUUACCAUGCCGGGUUCAACCAUGGUUUCAAUUUCAACGAAGCGGUCAAUUUCGCACCGUGCGACUGGGAACCCUACGGUCUUGCGGGUGUUGAGAGACUCCAACAAUUCCGCCGACAGCCAUGCUUCUCGCACGAUGAGCUGCUGUGGACAGCGGCCGAGGGCCACACCAGCGGCGGGCUCACCAUCCAAACUGCCAAGUGGUUAGCACCCGCGCUAGAGAAGGUCGAGAAACGGGAACUUGCACAGAGACGCGAGUUCAUCGCCAAACACGAAUUCAUCGCGAAGCACCUCGAUGCCAAGCAUCCGGCGCAGCAACAUCGCUGUGUAUUCGGUGGGGAAGGCGAGGACGAGUGCCCCAUGACAUUCAAGAUUGACGAUACCGACGUUCCCGAGGAGGAGUACGGUUGCUUCUACUGCAAAGCUUUCACUUACCUGUCCAGGUUUAUCUGCCUCAAGACCGGCAAGGUCCUGUGUCUGUUGCACGCCGGAAGCCAUCCCUGCUGCGAUCUCCAGGAAUCCGACAGAUACCUUGGAAACGAGCAUGCUCUCUACUACCGGAAGUCGGACGAAGAGAUUACCGCCACACGCCAGAAGGUGGCGGACAAGGCUCGCGUGCCGGAGGCUUGGGAAGAGAAGUAUGAAAGGCUUCUUGAGGAGGAGGCGACGCCAUCGCUCAAGACGCUGCGCAAUCUCCUCAGUGAAGGCGAAAAAAUACCAUAUGAACUCCCGUCGCUCCCGGUGCUAAGGGCAUUUGUUGAUCGAUGCAAUCACUGGGUUGAGGAAGCGACCUACUACACGGUCCGGAAACAGCAGAAUCGUCGAAAGAACGAAAAGGUGUGGCAGACGGGGGCCCGCAAGUCAAUUGGGAACGGACAGCAGGACCAGAAAGAACGAGAGAUGCGGAGCGUGUCAAACAUUUACCGCCUCCUAGACGAAGCCAAGCAAAUUGGUUUCGACUGCCCGGAGAUUCCCCAGCUGCAAGAACGCGCGGAUGCCAUCAAGACGUUCCAAGAGGACGCAAGGAAAAUGCUCGAACACCGCCAAACCCGCUCCAUCGGCACGGUUGAGAAGCUACUGGAGGAAGGACAGAGUUUCAAUGUCGACAUUCCAGAGCUUGAGCAGCUAACGCGUCUUCUCGAUCAGCUCCAAUGGAACGAAAAGGCCAGCAGCAGCAGACACACGUACAUGACGUUGGACGACGUCAGGGAGCUCAUUGACGAAGGGCACCGUCUCAACGUGCCGGUUUACAACGACCACCUUGCUUUCUACACGGACCAGCUGACGUCGGGCCACAUGUGGGAUAAGAAAGUCAGGGAACUGAUCAGCGCCGACUCGAUCCAUUAUCCGCAACUACAAGCGCUAGCCGACCAGGUAGUGGCGAACGGUUGGCCAGUGUGUCCGGAAACCAUGGCCGCCGUAGAUCAAAUUCUGCAUAAGCAGCGCGAAGCUCACCGGCAGAUCAUGGACCUGAAUGAACGGUCCCAGAAUCCUGAUUACAGGAAGAGGCCAAAGUAUGCCGAAGUUGCCGAGGUCAUGAAGAAGAUCGAGGAACUUCAGGCCAAGCCGACCGGGACGCACGAGCUCGAAAAGGAGCAAAAAAGGCACGAAGACUGGAUGCGCAAGGGGAAGAAGCUCUUUGGAAAGACUAAUGCGCCGCUCCACAUCCUCAAGAGCCACAUGGAGUACGUUCUUGAUCGCAACCUUGACUGCUUCGACAUUGUUCACGACAAGCCUCGAGUGCCCGCAGAGCCUGCGUCGCGGGAGCCGACACCCGACAAAGAUAAGGGCAAUCGCUGGGAGGAUCCGAAGUUCCGCGAGGUGUUCUGCAUAUGCCGACGCACCGAGGCUGGUAUGAUGAUUGAGUGCGAGCUGUGCCAUGAGUGGUACCAUGGAAAGUGCCUCAAAAUCGCCCGCGGCAAAGUCAAAGAAGACGACAAGUACACGUGCCCAAUCUGUGAUUGGCGCGUAAAGAUUCCCCGCGAUGCCGCGCGGCCAAAGCUCGAGGAUCUUGUGGCCUGGCAGGAGGAGAUCCCUAGCUUGCCCUUUCAACCGGAAGAGGAGGAAGUGCUCAAGAAGAUCAUUGACAAUGCGACGGAGUUCCGUAACCACAUCAGCGUGUACUGCAACCCCAUCAUGGCCACGGCUUCCGAGGCAGAGACACAGAGGUUUUACCUCCGCAAGAUCGAGGGCGCUGAGAUCCUCUUGGCCUACGAGACCAACUUCUUCAGACAGGAGUUGCACAAGUGGAGUCCGGUAGCGCCUGAACCGCCCCCCGUCCUGGAGGUUUCCAAGAGCACUCGCAAACCGAGGCCGACAAAGCUGCAAAAGCUGCUCGCCCAAUACGGCGUCGAUGAUCCCGAUGACUUGCCAGAGCACGUCAAGGGCAAGGCUAACAGCCUGAAACGCAAGGCUCUGAAUGCAGAGGCCGCGGCCGCCGCGGCAUCGGCUCCUUCCGGCUCGAUCAUGAUGGUGAGUAGUCCCGAAUAUCCACUGUCUCAUCAUUCUUUGUUCCCGCGAAACUCAUCCGCGCAGCCCCCAGCGCCAGGUCUCCCAAGCAGUUCGCACUCGGGCGGGGCUGAUUCGUCGUCUUCGCGGAAUCAGCAGAGCCAAGGCGGACUGCGCGCCGAUUCGAUGAACAUUGAUUCAUCCUCGGCUCAUCCGACCCUUUUCCUCCGCGAUGGCACCGGACCCGGUCCGCAACUGCUCAUUUCGGCCGAAUCGACACACGACCUUGAGGAGCGCCUUCUGCGCGGCACUUUCGACGACGACGAGCUCAACGCGCAUCUGUCGACCGAACAAGGCAAGGCCAGGGUUCUCGAGAUCCUGUCGCGCACCGACACCGGCCGGCGCCGUGCGGAAGAGAUCUUUGGUCCUGACGUGUGGGGCGAUCGCAACCGUGACGGGCCCAGCGGGGCACGAGACAACGACCCCAUUGGCAUUGGCGUUGGGAACGAAGGGGAUGGAGACGACAGCAUGUUUGUGGAGUUAGUCAAUCAGGACGACGAUGAGGAUGGGGACCAGCAUCACCAGCGGAAAAAGGGCAGUGGCGUUUCCGAUCAGCAGCAACAUCCGUCAAAUGCGGCGGAGGUCUUGGAGGAGCGCGACCAGGCGGCGUCGUGGAUGGAUGCAAGGAAGGAAUCUUAGUCGGAUUUGGAAGGCUUUUCCUAAGGCGUCCAUGCUCCACCGAACCAGCGGCGCGGUGCUUGAGGGCGGAUGUCUCCAGUUGGGAUUCUUGCGCGGUGACGGGACACUUGGAGUGGUGGGUUUGUUCUUUAGAGCGGUGCAUUGCGGACGGUUUGUGUGGGCUGAUGGCUGGUCGAGGGCGUUUGCUGGCGUUUAAAGAUCGUUGCUUUUUCC
Messenger RNA from Thermothelomyces thermophilus ATCC 42464, 5662 nucleotides. RefSeq lists its product as uncharacterized. The record is from RefSeq and is a predicted model, not a curated record. Gene Ontology annotation, biological process: chromatin remodeling. The transcript is spliced from 5 exons. Gene Ontology annotation, cellular component: nucleus. NCBI's taxonomy places the organism in Eukaryota, Fungi, Ascomycota, Sordariomycetes, Sordariales, Chaetomiaceae. The coding region runs from base 158 to 5449 and encodes 1763 amino acids. Gene Ontology annotation, molecular function: DNA binding; histone demethylase activity.